UCUCCUCCAGAAUCGUGUGCCGAUCGAUACACCUUCAUAUAUAUCGCUCGCAUCGCUUAAUUUGCAACACAAAACGGGAGAAGAGAUGAUGGGUCGGUGCGCGUCGCCGCUUUGCGCUCUCGCCGCCGCGCUGAUCGCCGCCGUUGUGGCGGCCACAUCGUCGUCGUUGGCGGAGGCGACGGCGACGCCGCCGCUGCCGGUGCUGCCGGUGCCGACGGCGGCGCAGCUGAGGUGGCAGCGGCGGGAGGUGAUCAUGUUCUUCCACUUCGGGAUGAACACGUUCACGGACUCCGAGUGGGGCACGGGGCGGGAGCCGCCGGCGGCGUUCCGCCCGGCGGCGCUGGACGCGUCGCAGUGGAUGGACGCGGCGGCCGCGGCGGGCGCGUCGCUCGUCGUCCUCGUCGCCAAGCACCACGACGGGUUCUGCCUCUGGCCGUCCGCGCACACGGCGCACUCCGUCCGCGCCAGCCCGUGGCGCGGCGGCCGCGGCGACGUCGUGCGGGAGUUCGCCGACGCCGCGCGCGCCCGCGGCCUCGACAUCGGGAUCUACCUCUCGCCGUGGGAUCGCCACGACAAGCGGUACGGCCGCGAGGUCGCCUACAACGAGUACUACCUCGCCCAGCUCCACGAGCUCCUCACUGGGUACGGGAGCGUGUCGGAGAUAUGGUUCGACGGCGCCAAGGGGAAGAACGCGACGAACAUGACGUACCAUUUCCAGGAGUGGUUCCAGACGGUGCGGCAGCUGCAGAGCUCCAUCAACAUCUUCUCCGACGACGGCCCCGACCUCCGGUGGGUCGGCGACGAGAAUGGCUCCGCCGGAUCCACCUGCUGGUCCACCAUCAACCGCUCCAAGAUCACCAUCGGCGAGGCCGGCAUCGAGAAGUACCUGAACACCGGCGACCCGAGGGGGAAGGACUGGGUGCCGCCGGAGUGCGACGUGUCGAUCCGGCCGGGGUGGUUCUGGCACAAGAACGAGACGGCGAAGCCGCUGCCGGAGCUGCUCGAGGUAUACUACAACUCGGUGGGCCGCAACUGCGUGCUGCUGCUGAACGCGCCGCCGAACACCACGGGCCUCGUCGACGCCGCCGACAUCGCCAGGCUGCGCGAGUUCCGCACCGCCGUGACGGCCAUCUUCGGCACCGACCUCGCCGCGGGCAGCGCGGCGAGGGCGAGCAGCGAGCGCGGCGGCAGGUUCGCGGCGGCCAACGUGCUCGACGGCCGCGACGACACGUACUGGGCACCGGCCGCGGCGGAGGCGGAGGACGGCGGCGGGUACUGGAUCGAGCUGCGGCGGCCGGCGUCGGCGGCGGCGAGGAAGUUCAACGUGGUGAGGAUCCAGGAGCACGUGGCGAUGGGGCAGCGGGUGGAGCGGCACGAGGUGUACGUGGACGGCGGCGGCGCGGCGGUGGCGAGCGGCACGACGGUGGGGCACAAGCGGCUGCACAGGCUGGGCGCCCCCGUGGCGGGGCGGACGGUGAGGGUGUGGCUGGCGUCGCGGCGAGGCCCGCCGCUGCUGUCGGCGGUGGGGCUCCACCUCGACCCCUUCGCCGCCGGCGGGGGCACGAUGUGACGUCACAAAAACAGUAGUAAUAUGGAAUAAUUUGGUGAGAUAUAAUAUCAUCAUGAGCAAUAAUUGGUUUGAGAUAGUGGUGUUACGUGGUCGGUCGACGUCGUUGGUCGUACAACAACCUAGCGGCGGCGCGCCUUCAUUGGGCGCCGGUGAUGAAUAGUACUGCCAUACGUAAGACUAGAGCCGUACAAGCCACAUCCGACCACCAAUUGCUACACUCUAAGUAGAGAGAUCACACUACAUGUAACUUACCGAUGAUAUAAAUAUAAUAAAUAGUCCCGCUAUACA
This is a messenger RNA of Oryza sativa Japonica Group (Japanese rice), 1858 nucleotides long. Its product is annotated as putative alpha-L-fucosidase 1. Gene Ontology annotation, cellular component: lysosome. Lineage: Eukaryota; Viridiplantae; Streptophyta; Magnoliopsida; Poales; Poaceae. The record is from RefSeq and is a predicted model, not a curated record. Gene Ontology annotation, molecular function: alpha-L-fucosidase activity. Gene Ontology annotation, biological process: fucose metabolic process; glycoside catabolic process.